Molecule: messenger RNA, 10044 nt
Organism: Cydia fagiglandana
Lineage: Eukaryota; Metazoa; Arthropoda; Insecta; Lepidoptera; Tortricidae
Gene: Gapvd1
Product: receptor-mediated endocytosis protein 6 homolog
Exons: 33
Coding region: 117-4934 (1605 amino acids)
Biological process (GO): vesicle-mediated transport; regulation of GTPase activity
Cellular component (GO): cytosol; endocytic vesicle
Molecular function (GO): small GTPase binding; guanyl-nucleotide exchange factor activity
Source: RefSeq, a predicted model, not a curated record
AUUCAUUCACUUCGCUUGCACAUCGUAUAUCGCAUUAUUUGCUUGUAAGCAGGUAUUAGACUAAAUCAAACUAUUUACGAUAUGUGUAAUUGUAAUAUAUUUUAUUGUAAAGAAGUAUGAUGCAGUCGACGACAGAGGAUUGCUUAAAUAUCGCCGAGUUGGCCAACCAGCUGACUCGAGAGAAGAUAUUUAUAAGUUCAGAAAGGCAGUUGCUGCAAAACCUUAAUGAGGAAGUGGAGAAGAGUGCCUUAGAAUUGCUACAGGCUGCCUGGAUAUGCUCUCAGCAACGACAGAAUCUCACGGACCUGAUAAACUCUCGGUGCGAGGCUGACUCGAUCGCGGCCUGCCAGAGAGCCAGCUCCCUAGAAGGCACCACCUUCGUAGACGUAUACAAAGUACUAAAAUACAAGGAAGCCUUAGCCCUCGGCGAACUGCUAGGAUGGCUGCGCGACUCCCCCCACCUCGUCUCCCUCUGCCUUCUCCUGGGGGAAGAACACAUGCCCCCCACUCUCCCGUGCGCGCUAGUGGCCGGGCUGUAUGGCAGCUGCCGUAUCCCGGCCGACCGGACGCGGCUGCUGGCAGUGAUACGGUCGCUGCUCAAACACCAACUAGCCACGUCGAGCGAUCCUAGGAAAUUGUUCCGCUCGGGAAAAUGUGCGCUGGCGUCGUUAUACGGCGUGUUCCGCGACGGGCACGCGCCGGCGCGGCAGUUCCUGGUGGCGGCGCUCAACGCGCCCGUCAUGGCGGCGCUGCACGAGGACGAGUUCUUCCUGGACAUCCACCCCGACCGCGCCAUGGAGCGAUUCUCUCCCCAAGACCGCGUAAAGAAGUUCGGCCAGUCCAACACAGCGGAAUACAACGCCAAAGUGGCGCGCUAUCGCAAAUGGAUCGUGCAGCGUCUGUUCCAGCUGACCAGCAAAUUCAUUACGUCGCUGCGCGAACAUUGGGCUAACUUCCCGGCGUCUAUAGCGUGGCUGAUACAGCAGAGCGUGCAUCUCAUCAAACAACAUUCGCGAAUACCAGAGAGCGAGCUGCACGGCCUAUGCACGGACUUGGUACUCAACCACUUCAUCUGCCCCGCGAUCCUGAACCCCGAGGCGCACGGCGUGGUCGACGCGCCCGUGUCGUACAUAGCGCGCACUAAUCUCAUGCAGAUCGCGCAGAUUCUGCAGGUUCUGUGCCUCAGCAAGCACACCGAGGCGGACUCUAAACUCGCGGACCUGUACUCGUUGUUCCCCCGCUCGUGCGUGUGGUCGCUGGUGGAGGGGGUGUGCGGGGACGCGCUGGCGCCCCGCGCGCCCGCGCCGCCCGCCGACGCGGCGGCGCCCCGCACCGACGCCCCGUGCGCGCCCGCCACCGCGCUCUACUCGCAGCAGGACCUGCAUCACCUAAUAACAUUCCUGAAGAGGAUAUCGUCAAAACUGAACAACAAUACGCCGAGCGUGACGUCGGAGGAAAUGUCGAGCGGCUCGGGGCCCGCCGACGCUGCUGCUUAUAGUGAAUCCGGCAGCGAUACGUCCACCUCAGACGCGUGCGCGUCCAGCCUAGCCGCCCUCCUGCAGACCAUGGAGCCCAACUACCGCAGCAGGCUGCACGACCUGCUCAGGAAGAUGCCGGACUUGAGCAAGCCGAGACAAUCUCCGCCUCAACCCGCAGACGCGGCAGAGACGCAAAAGAAGAGUAUUCUGGCGAAAGUGCCUAAACCCCGGCUGCCUCGCAGUGGCAGCUCGAACACCUCACUCGCGACCGAAACGUCAGAACCAGAGCUCGAGGUGUACGUCAUACAGAUGGCUCGGCAGGAUGAGAGCGACUACGUCGGCCUGGUGCCCGAGUCGAAGGUGCUGGAGUGCUACUGCGGGGGCUCGGAGGGCGACGCGGAGGACGCGGGCUCCGCGCUGGCUGCCGCGCCCGGCGCCCCCGUGCAGAAGCGGACGAGAUUCUCAGUGUCGCACGACGAGGUGUCGCUAGGCAACACGUCGGACAACUUGGAAGCUGUGUCGGAGGCAGCCUCCAACCACAGCGUCACCUCCAGCUUGGAGCUGGAGACGGAAGACCAGAACGACAACCUGUCCGAUAUGGUAUCGGCCAACGUGAGCGGCCGCGGCAGCCCCAACAUCUCUGGCCGGGAGACGCCAUCUUCCCAAGUCACAGACGGGGACGCGGCGGGCGAGCCGGCGAGACGGUUGCCGCAAAACGUGCCCGUGAGCCAGGCGAACAGCGCGCAGGCCAAGCUGCUCAAGCAGACCAGGAACGAUAUCGAGGACAAGUUCUGCAAGUUCGAGAUCAAGAAACUGCUGGAAGGCGAUGAGACUGUCAGCAUAAUGUCGGACACGUGGAGCACGGAUGUGCUGGCCUCCGACUCGGAGACCAUCGGCGACUCCUGCGACCACACGCUGGUCGCCGUCAACCAGAACAUAGUGGCGAACACAAACGCGCCGGACGUGUCCGAGACGGCGAGCGAGUCCGCGUGGUCCAUGGACGUUCUCGCCUCGGACAGCGAUAGGAACACAGAGGUGGACACGGACGACUGCGUGUCGGUCGCGGCACGUUCAGACACGUCUUGGCCGAGGAGGCUUUCGCAGCAGGAGGAGCAAGUGCCGAUCAAACAAAAUCAGCAGAACGGCGCUUACAAGAAACCGGACGUGGGCAACAGCCCGAAGCACACGCCGCGCCCCUACCAACCGAACAGGUCCGGCAGCGGAUACCUAAGCGCCACGGCGCAACUGUCGCGCGGCGCAGAGCUGGACCUGGGUUCCACCGCCGCACCCAUGUACCCAGAGAACAGGAAGAGCAUACUCGUCAAUGGAUAUCCCGUGAUGACUUGCUACGCCACGUCGGCGCCCGAGAGCCCCGGGGCUGCCGCGCCGGCGCCCCUGCCCAGCGUGUUUGACUACGGUCGUCAGAACGGCGAAACAAGCCAAUCCGAGUCGACGCUGGAAGGCGCGGCCAACAGCCAGUCGGACGCGACCAGCCAAUGGGUGGACGACUCGUUUCCCCCUCCCCACCACUCGCCCGAGCGGCCGUUCCCGCCCUGCAAGUACGACAUGCCCAGCACGUCCAAGACAUACGAUGAGAACGAUAGUAUGGACAGAUCUCUGAACUCCAGCGAGAGCUCGUUCAACGCUCUCUCCGUCUCCCAGUACGACCGCCGCUUCGACUCUGGCAUCGACACGGAACGCAACGAGGACCGCUCGGCCAUCACCGACCUCAUGACGAGGAUGUCGUCCGCCACCAUAUCCACCUCGGCUAACCUGGUCAACAAUGUGUCCAGGAUCGUGAAGUCGGAGAUACGGACCAGUAUUGUCAGCAUAUCGUCUUCUAGGAUCGAAAAGAAGCGCGAUACAUCGAACAUGUCCCUAAGCACGCUCUCGGUCAACAGCGAGACGUCAGUGUCCGACCGUAGCUCGAGCCAGGACGUCAACUCCGAGAACGUGACGGAACGGCGAGUCAGCCCCCCGCCCGUCAAGCCCGCGUCCACCGGGGCUAUACCUAAGAGCAUCAGCUUUGAUGCUACAGCUGAGAAGAGUCAGAGACGGCGUAUUACCGAAGACAGUCUCGUGGGCAACCUGGACGAGCUGAAGAACAACGUGAAGCGCUCCGGCGGCAACCUGCUGCACAAGAUCAAGAUGUUCAGCCGGCCCAAGGGCCGCUCGCACCAGCACCCGAACGACAUAAAACUGGCGGAAGAGGAAGCUCUCCGCGAGGAGGCGCCGCGCGCCGAGCCGGCCGAGAGCUCGGACGACAUCCUCGCCAAGUACCGGCGCAAGAGCUCCGGGGACUCGCGGCGGCGCGCCCAGCGGCGCGUCUCCGACGUGCCCGACAUCGCCGACAGAUGCGAAGGAGUACUGGAUCUCAACGACCCCGAGGUGUUCAACAGUAUGAAGAAGAAACUACGACUCGUGCUGUCUAACCCUGAACUGUUGUGUACAGAAUACGUGCCCAAUCGCUGCACAAGCACAUCCCUAGUGGAAUGGAUGCGAGCCGCCGCCGCGGCCGCCUCCGAAACCGGCGCGUCCGCUCAAGCGGCCGAAGUGGCUCGAGCCUUAGCGGCGUCGGGCGCACGCUGCGAGCGACUAGCGGCGGCUUUGCGCGCAGAUCUAGACGCAAGACGGCCGUAUGCCAAGUAUUUGGCUAGCUGCCGGGCUGCGUUGACGCAUACGCUUCACGCUCUCAGACGGCAAACCAACCAAGUCCGCGCGGAGUGCAGCUCGUGCGCGCGCGCCGCCGCGGCCGCGCGCGUGCUGCAGCAGCUGGAGCGCGGCAACUCGCUGCGCCGGCUCGCGCGGCACCACUCCGCGCACAACAACCACGCCACACUCAAUGGAGGAGAGCUGAUGGACGAGAAGGCGAAAAGACUGAUGGCCAACAUUAAGACCCUCAUCGCCGAGGUGAAGGCGGAUCCCUCGUGGGAAGGAGCGCCGGCAACGUCAAUAGAGGUGCUGGAGUUGACCGUCGAGCGCGCCGCGUUCGCGCGUCUAUACCUGAACGUGCUGUUUCCUAUCGGCGACGGCGACUACGGCCGCGACCAAGUGCUGUCGGAGCACAUACGGCGGCUCGGCGCGGGCAUGACGGCGUCGCGCGCGGGCGUGAGCGCGCGCCACCUGUGGGCGGCGCCGUACGCGCGCGCGCAGCUGCUGCUCACGCACCUGCCCGUCUACCGGACCCCGAGGGACAAGCUGCAGUGCGUCAUGCGGUGCGUCACUUGCGUCAUGGCGGUGCUCGGGCUCACGGAGGGCUCGGCGCCGUCCGCUGACGACCUCACGCCCGUCCUAGUGUUUAUUAUACUCAAGGUCAACCCGCCCUCCCUUCUGUCGACGAUCGAUUUCGUCAACUCGCUGGGCGGCGCGGCGCUGCAGGGCCCCGCGCUGUACUGGUGGACGCAUUUCUGCUCCGCCGUCGCGUACAUCAAGACUAUGGAGUACGGGGACUCCUAGCCCGCUGUUCGGCCCCAGAAUGGGCGUGGGAAGAAAUCAAAAAGGCAGUGGUAUCCCGUUUUACGUAGAGAAAGGCCUCACACUAUAUGAUUAUUAUAGCAACGUUUGCUUACUCGCAACAGUGACACAAUGUAUGUACUCUGGCUACUUACGACGGCCGAAUGCAUCGGCUAGCGACAGUUAUGUAUCAAGUUAUAUACUUACAACUCUGGUUAUUUUUUGAAAAAUAAUUAUCAACUAAUAUUAUGCCUAAGUCUGGUGUACCCGUAAAUUAUUGAAAAAAUCCCUUACAUCACUGACAACAUGUCCAUCGCAAGUGCAUACAUUAUAGUCUGUAUCUUUAGGUAUUUAAAUAAAAGUAAGCAAACAAUUUGUAAAUUAUCGGGUAGUUAUAAGGUUAUAACAUUUAUUGGUUAACCGACCAAAUACGCCAAAACCGCCUGGAUCAGACUGAACGACAUGACUUUAACCUACAUUAUUUGAUCAUGUAAUGUUUUCAUCUACCCUCAACUGGCUUAAUGAGCCAGUUGAAGGUAGAAUUUGUUUACUUUUAUUUAAAUAUCUAAAGAUACAGAGUAUAGUUAAGCUAUUGUAAGUAGACCAGAGUACUUUUGUGUAUCAUUUUAGUGCACUCGUGUGUAAUUGAAUAGGUAGGAAAAAGUGAUGAUUCGGUAACUGGGACGACAACUGCAUUUAACCGAUUUUUUGUAGUUUAAAUUGCUCUUGUUUGAUGACUAAUUAAUAUAAGUGUAACCAUUAAGUUAUUAUGUUUUGUGAAGUUUUUUUAAUAUAAAAUCAUUAUUUUUGUUAUGGCGAAAUCGAAAUAUGGCCGGGAAUAUUUUCCUAUUGAAUGUAAAUUAAAUUCAUCAAUAAAUCAAAGAAUUAUGUUACUGUUAUAAAUCAAAUCUAUUUAAUUUCGUGCCAGUUCCCAUGUCGUCACAUGAGAGCGGUCAAGAGCGAGAGAGGCGUACUCUCAAAAUGGCAGUCCCUCUCGCACUCUAGUAUUAAAACACCAUGUUGAUCACGAAAUAAAUUGCUACAACUAAAAAGUUACAAUUAAGAAAAUGACAAUAUGGCGGGCCGGCGGCAUUGGCAACCGUAAAUAAUAAAAAACUUUUAAUGACCGCCAAUAAUUUAUAAAACCUUUUUUUCUAUGUAUAAUAUGAUCCUGAUAUGAUUUCCACUCUGUAACUAAUUUUUGACUUUUGUAAAUGACUAAUUUUCGUAACACAGCGGAAACAAUUAUAUUGUGGUCGAAUUAAGGCUCAAUACAGUUCUUAACCUUUUGAAUGCCAAACGGCGCAUCCAUUUGUCGUGCCACUGACGCCACGGGGGUAAAAUUUAGUUUUGUGAAUAAAUUAUCUACCCUAAAAGUGGGGUGUUUUUCAGUAUAUUUUCUUCAAAAUACGAUCGAUGUCAAAUGCUGUCAUUGGCGUCGUUGUCACGAUUUUGUGUUAACGUCAAUUGCCGUCUGUGGCGUCAAAAGGUUAAACAACUAGAGUGGCGGAAAAAUUAAUGUUUGAUUAAUUUAUAUAACAUAAAACUAAACUUAACCAUGGCACCGAGAAAAAGAAAAAGUUUUAACACCUGACAAAAGUCAUAUUGGCUCGAAUAUUUUAUAAAAAGCGUCUCGAAAGCGAAAGUUGAUUUUAGACGGAGCUUCUUAGUCGUAGCAAAUUGUUUUAAAUAUUUUGUUAUAAUAUAACUGUAGGCAAUAAUUAUGAAAUUAGAUUAGAAAAUUGUUGAUUAUUAUGAAUUAUGAAUAUGACUCAGUUAUGCCAUAGAAAAAAAACGGUUAUACUAAUUACUUGGUUAAGAUAAAAUAUGAUGAAUCAAAUGAAAUGCAACCUUGUUCCAAUCGAAAAUGAUUUAAAUUACAUUGCAGUAAUUAGUAACAGCUCCAACGUGUUACUAAUUUACUGCAAUGAAUUACGAGGCGAGGGUCGUGUUAUGGGCGCCCGAUACAUUUGAGCCUCUGCGUAUGAAGAUACAGAUGUAGUGCAUAAUUGUUUUCCAUCGUAUUUUCUCGGAAACCUUCGUAUUUGUCAUGCUACUUCAGUCAACCUCAGUACUUUUUGUGUCGAGACUGAAUGAAAUAGCAAGACACGUUCGCAAGUUUCCGUGAAAAUACGAUGGAAAAUAAUUAUGCACUGCACCUGAAGGUACUUAUCAUUAAUUAACGUCAUUUAGGGCCGGUUGCACCAAACUGUUCGUAUCGUUAAAGAGUUCGCUAAAUUUUUAUGUAUGGAAAGUUUCAUAGUAAAGGCGCGGGGCGCGCCGGCUGACGUUGAUCAGUCUGUCAAAUGUGGUUGGUGCAACUGGUCCUAAGACAUUCGUGUUACAAAUCUCACGACGGUAGUUAAAAAGUUUGGAUGGAAGCGAUUGUAUUUAAUAUGAAAGUAUUUGUUGCUUUUUUAUAACUACUCUUUCUGCUAUCCAUAAAUAGUUAUUUGAUUAACCAGGUUGGUAACAAGUUGUUGUUUAACCUGUCGUGCUAAUAUUGAUACCCGAGCAAGGGAAAGAUUCCAAACUUAAACCACGAGCGUAACGAAUCUUGAGCGUGGCGAGGGUUUCGAGGCACGAGAGUUAAACAAAUUUUGCCACCGAGUGAAACAAAAAUUUUCACCACACCAACGCGAGGAACUUGCUUACUGAAAAAUAUCAUACAAAUUCAAAUCCAAAUGAACGUUAUUAAAUAUUUAUCAUUCAAAUUCAUAAUUUAAAAGUCAAUUAUACCAGCCCACAUAAGGAAACCACUUAAAAAUUAGCAUUUGAUUACUUUGCCACACAUGUGGAUAAAAUGCAACUUUCUCAUUAGUUUAUGAACAAUCAAGAGAGCCUUUACCAGCUGGUGUGGCGAAAAGGUGUUUGUUUAUCGCGGCCGCGACUAGACUAAUAUACGAUUCCUACUACCGGAGGGCAAACCCGUAGCGCACCUUACUAAACUUACUACUUAUAGCAGUUACAUCCGGACAUUAUAUACAUUUAAGGCCCCGUGGGUCCAGGGUCUACUCUCACGGGGCGUAAGCGUGAGCGAGAUGGCUGUGCGUGCCCGGGAUCGCAGAUAAUUUUGAUUUUAUUAAAGCUUUAAAAAAUAAAAAGUAAUUGAUGAGUUCUAUCAAUAAUAAAACUGCACAUUUUUAGAAGCAAUUUUCGUAUUUUUAGGUUUUGUGCAAUAAUGAAUUACAAAUUUUUAAGAGUCGUUUUAGACCCAUGUUUGUAAUUUUUUUUAUCGAGCGAUGGUCAAUAAAUCAGGUUUCGAAUCGAAGAAGUUGCUAGAGAAAGGCCGCAAGAUUGCUUAUUACAAUUUUUGGCAACCGUAUUGUGACCUAAAAAAGCGCUACGAUGUUUUAAAAAAUCUUCCGGAUGAACCUACUACACCUUAAAUAUGAAAUGUAACAGAAUCUUUCCUAAAUUUAGUAGAGUGCGCCCGGAUCCGCCUAGUCCUAGUUGGUUUGAUAGUAGGGGUACAGUCGCCAUCAGAUAUAUCGGAGCAGCCAAGGUGUUCACAAUAUCUGAACAUACACUCUAACGCCCUGACAAUAGAGUCGUGUUCAGAUAUAUGUGAGCGCUUUAGCCGCUCCGAUGUAUCUGAUGGCGACUGUACAUAACACUAAUUAUUGUAGAAUUGUAGAUACAUACAUAUUAAGCGAUAUACGUACUAAAAUGUAUAACAAACAUUUAUUCUUCUAUUUAGAUGUACUAAAGACUAUAUCACGCACCUGUACAUAUAUAUUUAUAUACGAAGAGAAGCUAUAUAUUAAGCAGGGGUUGUCGUACGCCAGAAAGAAGUCUAUAUUUCUAUCCCAAUCGGUUGUACGACGGUCCCUCUUGGGAAGAAAGAGAUAGAAAUCUAGGAAAUGUAUUUUUACUCGAAUGAUUUAUAAUCGGAAUGCCUUUUUGUUUGGCAGCAGGCAAGAUAUGAGUUCGUAGAAAAUAAUUACCUAUUUAUGAUUGACUGGCUCGUAUUUCACAACGACGCGAGCUCGAUAUGGCUUUCCUGCGGCGGUAGCACGGUCGCAUUUUUGUCGCUUAUCACCAUGCCUGUCACGUUCCAACAAGUAAGUGCAAAAGUGACGGAUAUUGUGACAGGCGAUAACAAAAGGACCAAUGCUGCGCCCGCUGAUGUGCAAGAAAGAAAUGAAACAGCAAUAUUACCUACCAAUAUGCAAAUUUGCCCAUGCGGUCAAUAUUUAUGUAAUCGCGCGGCGUCCGCACGCUUACAUUGCAAUGAUUUAGGCACGUGUGAGGACCGAUUGGCCCAGACCAGAGGGCCUACCGGGUGUAUUCCCAUUUGUCCACACCGGGCACAGAUGGGAUCAGGUAGGUCAUAUGAUUUAUCUCCAUUUGUUCUUGCCUCGUGUAUGGUGGUCACGUGGGGGGUGGACAUUAGUGGACAAAUGAAAAUACACCGCCUACGGCGAACUAUUUCGUUGAAAAUCUGUACAAUUUUUUAUGUGUAUACAAUGAAAACAUUUUUAUUCCUAACUAUUCCAGAAUAUUGUCCUCAGAACAAUAUCUUGUGCACCCUGGUUUGCCCGAAAUAAGGAAAUACAUGACUACCUACAUAUACCAACCAUCAAGGAGGAAAUAAAUAGCUACUCAAAGAAAUAUAAAGAAAGGCUAACAAACCAUGAGAACGAACUUGCCCGAGACCUAUUAAACGACACCGAUAACAUCACAAGACUCAAAAGGUGGCAGAUCUUGGAACUAGACCAGAGAGAAUAAUCCACCCUCUCUCUUCACAUAAAAGGAAUGGUGGUUAAUGGACCACCACCUUGAAAAAGAAAUGUAUAGAUACAUACAAUCUGAUUAUGGCUAAGAAAGCCGAUGGCAGAUAAAAGUAGAGAGAAAAAAAAAAUCCUAACUAUUCCUUUAAUUAUGUGAGUUUAUUUAUAUUUCAUUUAUUUAAUAUAUGUGAAUAUCGUCUCCUUUGUGAUUAAACGUGGGCACAAGAUGCAGUGGUAUUGCAUUACAAUAAGAGGUGGACACAUGAACUUCAGAUCUUGCCUUUUGUUAGAUGUAUAUAUUAUGUAUUGCUAAUUAGAGUAAUAUUAUGUAAUCCGGGCAAUGAAUUACCAAUAUUUAGUAAUAAAUAAUCAUGUUUCAA